Sphaeramia orbicularis (orbiculate cardinalfish) is the source of this 3005-nucleotide messenger RNA. Its product is annotated as ras-GEF domain-containing family member 1B-B-like. Gene Ontology annotation, biological process: Ras protein signal transduction. Gene Ontology annotation, cellular component: plasma membrane. The transcript is spliced from 14 exons. Gene Ontology annotation, molecular function: guanyl-nucleotide exchange factor activity. The record is from RefSeq and is a predicted model, not a curated record. Bases 223 to 2016 code for a protein of 597 amino acids. NCBI's taxonomy places the organism in Eukaryota, Metazoa, Chordata, Actinopteri, Kurtiformes, Apogonidae.
UUAGGAUUGACUCAAAUAUCAGAGGAGAGGAGACACAAUGGAGCAGAGGAGCGCACACAACACCAUCUGAGACCUGACUUAUCUGUUUCACACCGGUUUUUGGAAGAAAAAAACAAUCGACCCGGAAGUCACAGAAAACUCCAGAUAGUUUGGAUAGUGUAUUUUUUCAUUGUUUUUUUUUUUUUUUUUUGGACACUGGGCAGCAUCACAUAAGAGGUAAUCAUGCCCCCCACCACCCCCUACGCUGGUAAGUUCAGCACAUGUGGCCCUUACAGCAACAACAACAACCACCCCCAGCCUCACAGUCCGUACCGCAGCAACACGGCGCCGAAGCCCGCCAAAGAAAACGUCUACAACUGCGCCUACUCGGCUGCAGAAAACCCCUACGACAUCCCGCAGCCCCACAGCUCGUACCGCAGCUCCUCCCUGUCCUCGGCCACCACCAAGGAGCAUCACUACAACAACAGCAGCAGCAAUGGCGGCGGCGGCUUCAUGGUGUCGGAGAACCUGUACUCGUCGCCGCAGCCCCACAGCCCUCGUCAGCACAGCUCUUCCUGUCCCGGACGCUCGUACCGCCACACCAGCAGCAGCAGCGGCAGCGAGCAGUCGUGCCAUAACAACAGCGCUGCAGUAAAAGCCCGCAAUUACGGACACGGUAUCACUGCCAGCUAUGGGGAGAUGUGUUACCAUGACAACAGUUUGGUUUCAGCAUCUCUUGAGGCACUGAUCCAGCACCUGGUUCCCACAGUGGACUACUACCCCGAUAGGUCAUAUGUGUUCACCUUCCUGCUGAGUUCACGCCUCUUCCUGCACCCGUAUGAGCUCAUGACCAGGGUUUGUCACCUGUGUGUGGAGCAGCAGCGAUCCGGAGACGCUCUGCUGGAUAAGAUCCGCUUCCGUGAGGUGGCGCCUAAGUUGGUGCAGCUUCUGACCGAGUGGACGGAGACGUUUCCGUACGACUUCAGGGACGAGAGGAUGAUGCGUUGUCUGAAGGACAUGACGCACCACGUGGCCCGAGGGGACGAGUACUCGUGGCGAGCCAUGCAGCAGAUGACCCAGCGGCUCAUCAAACGCCUGUCGGCUCUGGGUCAGUACGAGGAGGCCGUCGCCGCGCUCAACAACGUGGCCAAUGAGCGCCCGGCGUCUCUCAAAACCAAACAGGCCCCGGGUCAACGCAACGACGUACUAAGCGUGUGCGACGACCCCUUCAUCAUGGCUCAGCAGCUCACACACAUCGAGCUGGACAGACUGAGUUUUAUUGGCCCAGAGGAAUUCAUCCAGACAUUCGCCAUGAAGGAUCCUAUAGAGAACCAAAAGGGUUUCUUCCGGAAGCGUAAAACCAGUAACCUGGAGGCGUACGUCAACUGGUUCAACAGGCUGAGCUACAUGGUGGCCACUGAGAUCUGCAUGCCGGUGAAGAAGAAACACAGAGCGCGGAUCAUAGAGUUCUUCAUUGACGUGGCUCAGGAGUGUUUCAACAUCGGCAACUUCAACUCCCUCAUGGCUAUCAUCACUGGGAUGAACAUGAGUCCUGUUUCCAGACUGAAGAAAACUUGGAGUAAAGUCAACACUGACAAGUUUGAGAUCCUGGAGCAUCAAAUGGAUCCAUCCAGUAACUUCAGUAACUAUCGCACGGCGCUCCGCGGCGCCACCCAGAGGUCGGAGACCGCACACAGCAGCCAAGAGAAGAUUGUCAUUCCCUUCUUCAGCCUCCUCAUUAAAGAUAUUUACUUCCUAAAUGAAGGCUGUGCCAGCAGACUCCCCAACGGACACAUCAACUUCGAGAAACUGUGGGAGCUGGCAAAGCAGGUGAGCGAGUUCCUGGUUUGGCGUCAGGUGGUUUGUCCCUUUGACCGAGACCGUCGGAUCCUCCAGUACCUCGUCACCACACCAGUCUUCAGUGAAGACGAGCUGCACCUGGCCUCUUAUGAGAGCGAAGGGCCUGAGAACAACAUGGAGAAAGACAGCCGUCGAUCUCUCAGAUCGUCCCUUCUGCACAGAGAGAACCGAUCCUAAACGAGGACAAUCUCCUUUGCUCUACAGAGUGUAAAUAAACGAGGUGUUUUAUAGCUGCCAUGUAUUAAGCUACGGACAUAUUCUUUUUUUUUUUUUUUUUUUUUUUUUUUUACAUUCCUGCAGCCAAAUUAUGAAUCAUAUCCCAGACUUGAACAAAAAGCUGAACAAAGAGGACACGCUUUGAUGUCAGUCGACAAAAACUGCUGCAGAAGUCCAGUUUACUUUGACGAAUCCGAGAAAAUCCAGUGCCAAAGCAUCUCAGCGCUGCAGUUUUUACCCCCCUGCCUCGGACUGAAGUUCUUUUUCAGACUAAUAAUUCCCAAGAAGAGCCUGGAUUAUUGUUUCUAUACGCUCAGCUGUGCUUCGUGCACAUGAGAAAGGCACUUAACAGGACGACUCCAGCGGCUGAUGUACUGAGGCAUUACACACAACCUGUACGGUGGAUAUGGAGACUGAAUCCAAUCACGGAAACCCACAGAGAUCCAGUGAAAAGACAAGCCGUUUACCAUCGAUUUGUGUGAUAAAUGUUGGGCAAACAGCUGCUUUCAGGAACGGGGCUGCGCUACAUUCAUCCAUCUGCUCGUAGUUGUACAAGGCCGCGUUACAUUCGGCCUUUGUUCAACUCCAGACACUUAACGAAACACAUUUCCAACGUAACGCCACGCUAGUCGGUCUUAAACAUGAACUCUUUCUGUUAAUGAACAUGUAGAGUAAAUUUGGAAAACGUGGACGUGCGAUAAACCUCUAGCUGUGACGAGUGCCUCCCGAGUUUUUUCCACGUAUUUUUGUGACGUGUGCACUUUGACCGUGUGUAUUGGUGAUGCAAAAUGAUGUGAGUGUCGGCGACAUUGUGCGAAAUCGAAUGCACUUCCAGUCCAUCAGUGCGGUCUUCUUUAUUGUGUUAUAGCCUAUGGUGACUCCUAUUGUGGGGUGUCUUUCUAAAACAGUAUUAAGUUGUAUUUUGUAUCAGAAAGUUUAAAAAAAAAAAA